GGCGCUCGCCAGUCCGCCAUGGCACCGCAGCUGGGCUUAGCGCUCGUUACCGUGGCGGCAGCCUCCGCAGCCCUGGGGCUCAGCCUGCAGCGCGCUGAGUCGUCGGAGGCGGCGGCCCUCGCCCUCCACAGACCGCCGCCGGUCGGCAACGCCGUCCACCUGCGCUUCCGCGAGACGCCCGUCUGGCUCGCCUGCCAGAUGCGGGACUCCCCCGCCGACAGGUUCGUCCACCACGCAGCCGCUGCCGACGACGACAACGACACUGCCUCUCUGCCGGACGUCGUUUUCAGAGCCUUCGAUACUGGCACCAGGUACGAGUGCCGGUUCGAGGCGAGCGAGGCGCAGCGGGCGGAGCUGCGGCAGCGCGAGAUGCUGCACAUCGGCGUGGGCAUCGUGAUGAUGAAGUACGAGGACGAGAAGUGGUUCUCGGGCGACCUGCCGCCGUUCGACUGCACGACGCGGCGCAGCGCGCUGCCGCGCUGGCUGUUCGACCUGGAGGUGCGCCGGCCGCCCGCCGCCGAGGCGGAGGCGGCGCCCUGCGCCUGGAAGCGCCACUACCCGCGCGGCUGGCGCGGCCUCGACGCGCUCGCGCCGCUCGCCGUCGACUUCCCGGACCUGCCGACCGUCGCCUGCGCCAUGGCUCCGCCCGACGACUUCUCGGCCGGCACCGUCGCCUUCACUCUGCCGGGCCUCGCCGACCCGCCCUUCGUCUGCGUCUUCCGGACCUACCGGGACUUCCCCGGGCUCGUCGAGACGCAGCUGCAGCGACAACUGGACGACCUGCAGCGGCGGCUGCGCGCCUCUCAGGAGCCCCAGGGAAACCACGCGGUCCGCUGCGAGCGGGCAGGGAAUGGCGAGCCGUCCUCUCUCUCCAGCAAGGCCAAGAGGGUGACUUUUGUGGUACGGGCCGCCGGUGGCUACACCGCUCGGUGCAGGUUCCGGGUGUCAAAGGUAAACUGGACAGGUGGACAGAAUAUGUCAAAGAACUAUUUGAAGACACAAGAAAAGAUCAAAAAUUUUAUGAUAACAUGA
Schistocerca nitens (vagrant locust) is the source of this 1032-nucleotide messenger RNA. RefSeq lists its product as uncharacterized. The transcript is spliced from 4 exons. The coding region runs from base 19 to 1032 and encodes 337 amino acids. The record is from RefSeq and is a predicted model, not a curated record. NCBI's taxonomy places the organism in Eukaryota, Metazoa, Arthropoda, Insecta, Orthoptera, Acrididae.